Molecule: messenger RNA, 1122 nt
Organism: Aspergillus eucalypticola CBS 122712
Lineage: Eukaryota; Fungi; Ascomycota; Eurotiomycetes; Eurotiales; Aspergillaceae
Exons: 4
Coding region: 25-1089 (354 amino acids)
Biological process (GO): spindle assembly
Cellular component (GO): HAUS complex
Source: RefSeq, a predicted model, not a curated record
UACGCGCAGCCCCUGCCAUAAACCAUGAUCCCGCCAUGCGAUCCGGUCAUUCUUGACAACAACCCUCAAUUUAAGAGACUUUAUACCCAUCUGACGACGACUCUCUUGAAUCCCGAUGGCUCCACUCGCGCCCAGGAUGCGCAACCCGCUAGACAGGCUGUUGUGGAAGAAGUAAAAGCCUGCCGGAUACGAGACGCGAAAAAGCAAAUUAAGAAGCAAGCCUUGCGACGGCUGGCAUUCGACCCGGACAGCGGAGUACCCGACGAUUGCCGAGACCCCAUCGCCAUCAUAACCCUCUACCUCGAAUCCUCCCCCGAGUUGCUCCAGCUUGACGACGACUCCCGCGAUGCAGCCACAGACGCGCAAUUACUCCUCGCGCCCGACAUCGACGACUUCUACUCCAAUCUUCCUCUCCUAGCCACUCCGCUAUCUAAUGUCCUCUCCACAACACUCAACGACCUCCGCACAAUAGCCAACGCAGGAUCAUCCGACUCCGCAGGCUCCGGAUCUACAUCAACACCCAAUGAACCGCCCCGAACAACCCGCGCACGCAAUCGCCAGGCUAUGCUUAGGUCCGUCGCGCAGGUGCCGCUCGCCUCACAGCUCGAGGACCGGAUUCGCGCUUUGCGUCAGAUACAAUUGACGGAGCUCCCGACAGCUCGGACCCGGAUGGCUGCGACGGCGGCUGAGGUGCUCGCGACGCGGGCGGCCGUGCUGGAGCGCACGGUGAUGCUCUUAGAGAGAGCGAAACAUGGGGCGAUGGCUCGGGCGGCGAAGGCGAAGGCGGACCAUUUGCUGGCGGUGGCGCAGGGAAUAGAGGGGAAGCUUAAUCUUACGAAACUGGAUAUACUCGCGACGAUACAUACGCCGGAGGUCGUGGAUGCGCUGCAACGGUAUUAUCAGCACCUUCAGAAUACGAGGGAACGGCUGGAGGAAAGACGUGCUACGGCUUUGGAGGAGUUGAAGGACUACGAGAGUAAUAUUGAUAGAGCAGGGCGCGGACCGAUGAAGGAGCUUGCGCGACAAUAUGGGUCGUUGAUACAGGAGGUAGAGGAUGUGAGGAUGGAGAUCGAGCGACUGAAUGUAUAGUUUUAACUUUAUGAUAGAUACCCUGACACGAAC